Molecule: messenger RNA, 365 nt
Organism: Sipha flava (yellow sugarcane aphid)
Lineage: Eukaryota; Metazoa; Arthropoda; Insecta; Hemiptera; Aphididae
Source: RefSeq, a predicted model, not a curated record
UAGUGUCGGUGAACUCACCCCUGAACGCGAGUACGGUAUCGAAAAAUUAACGAGAACAACCACCCAAUACGGACCGUGUAUCGUAGCGGUAAUGAAGGCUGCGGAGGAGGACCGUUGGGUUGAGGUCUUCUUACCAAAGGCCGUUACAAUUUCAGAUGUUGAAAUAAAGGAUUUCCACGAUGUUCCUGAUAAAAAUCUAAUAUUUAUAUUUCUGGGGCGCUUAGGGCAGAAAUUCAAAUAUAAAUUUAAAUAAAAAUUGUAGGUAAUGCCAUCAACGAGGGGUGACGUCAGAUUAACGAAGGCAUUCUCCGCAAUCGUCUCGAGGGUGAAAUUAGGCAUUACUUCAGCACGGACACCAUAGAGUA